CAAAACGCUGCCACUAGCUCGACUUGGUUUCGUCAGAGCAAAAAGAGACGAAAAACAUUGUUUCUUCAACACAGAAACCACAGACAAAAGGAGCAAAACAAAUGCAAAAUAAUGGGCAACAAGAUCGCCCGCACAACGCAAGUCUCCGCAUCAGAGUACUACCUCCACGAUUUGCCUUCCUCCUACAAUUUGGUCCUUAAGGAGGUGCUUGGCCGCGGCCGCUUCUUCAAGUCUAUUCUCUGCAAGCACGACGAGGGUUUGGUUCUCGUUAAGGUUUAUUUCAAGCGAGGCGAUCCCAUCAAUCUCAGAGAGUACGAGCGCCGUCUCGAACAAAUCAAGGAAACCUUCCUUGCCCUUGACCACCCCCACGUCUGGCCCUUUCAGUUUUGGCAAGAAACAGAUAAAGCAGGUUAUCUUUUGAGGCAAUAUUUCUUCAAUAAUCUUCAUGAUCGAUUGAGUACUCGACCUUUCCUCAGUCUAGUGGAGAAAAAGUGGUUGGCUUUUCAGUUACUUCUUGCUGUGAAACAGUGCCACGAGAAGGGUAUUUGUCAUGGUGACAUUAAGUGUGAAAAUGUGCUGGUUACUUCCUGGAAUUGGCUUUAUCUUGCUGACUUUGCAUCCUUUAAGCCAACUUACAUUCCUUAUGAUGAUCCUUCGGAUUUCUCCUUCUUUUUUGACACUGGAGGAAGGAGGCUCUGUUAUCUUGCACCUGAGAGAUUUUAUGAACAUGGAGGUGAGAUGCAAGUUGCUCAGGAUGCACCAUUAAGGCCCUCCAUGGACAUCUUUGCUGUAGGGUGUGUAAUUGCAGAGCUUUUCCUUGAGGGUCAGCAACUGUUUGAACUCUCCCAGCUUCUUGCUUAUCGCAGAGGACAGUAUGAUCCUAGCCAGCAUCUUGAAAAGAUCCCAGAUUCUGGAAUCCGCAAGAUGAUUCUUCAUAUGAUCCAGUUAGAACCAGAGGCUCGACUUUCUGCUGAAAGCUACCUGCAAAAUUAUGCUAAUGUUGUGUUUCCUGCCUACUUCUCACCAUUUCUACAUAAUUUCUACUGCUGCUGGAAUCCUCUUCAUUCUGAUAUGAGGGUUGCAAUGUGCCAGAGUGUUUUCCAUGAAAUACUUAAACAAAUGAUGAGCGAUAAGACAGGAGAGAAUAUAGAAACUGCAUCUGUGAAUUCCAUGAGUGGUAAACUAGCGCUAGAUAUGGUUGAAAAACCAAACUUGGACUUGACAAUGGACUCAGUAAAGAAUGAAAAGACAGAAAAGGGUUUAGUUCGUGACCAAUACAAACUUCUUGGUGAUAUCAGUACCCUUCUUGGGGAUGUAAAGCAAAGUAAUGACUAUGCUGGUGUGAAUUUGGGGCCCGAAAGUACACCCAAUUCUGCAUUUUCCCAUGACAUCAAGCAAUGUGGCAUGCAAUCACCUGGUGAGCUUCUUCAAGCAAUCUCCAAUGCAUUUAGGAAAAAUGAUCAUCCCUUUCUGAAAAAGAUCACCAUGGAUGAUUUGAAUUCAUUGAUGUCUGAGUAUGACAGUCAGUCAGAUACAUUUGGCAUGCCUUUUUUACCAUUACCUGAAGAUAGUAUGAAAUGUGAAGGUAUGGUUCUGAUUGCCUCUCUCCUCUGUUCCUGCAUACGCAAUGUCAAGUUGCCCCAUUUAAGGAGAGGGGCUAUACUACUGCUGAAGUCGUCUUCCUUAUAUAUUGAUGAUGAAGACCGCUUGCAGCGGGUACUACCAUAUAUAAUUGCUAUGCUUUCUGACCCGGCAGCAAUAGUGCGUUGUGCUUCCCUGGAGACUUUGUGUGACAUUUUACCUUUAGUUCGAGAUUUUCCUCCUAGUGAUGCAAAAAUAUUCCCUGAAUAUAUUCUUCCAAUGCUUUCCAUGCUUCCUGAUGAUCCAGAAGAAAGUGUGAGAAUAUGUUAUGCUAGCAAUAUAGCUAAGUUGGCACUAACUGCUUAUGGUUUCUUAAUUCACUCAAUAAGCUUGAGUGAGGCUGGUGUUCUUGAUGAAAUGAAUUCAGCACGGAAGUCACUGGCAUCAUCCAAUGAGACAUCUGGACGCCUUCAGAGAGUAAAUAAUGAUUCACAGCUUGCACAAUUGAGGAAAUCCAUUGCUGAGGUUGUUCAAGAGCUUGUGAUGGGUCCAAAACAAACUCCAAAUAUCAGGAGAGCACUCCUGCAGGACAUUGGCAACCUGUGUUGCUUCUUUGGCCAGAGACAGAGUAAUGAUUUUCUUUUACCUAUCCUUCCUGCAUUUCUAAACGAUCGGGAUGAGCAGCUAAGAGCAUUAUUUUAUGGAAAGAUUGUAUAUGUCUGCUUUUUUGUGGGACAAAGAAGUGUGGAGGAGUAUCUUCUACCUUAUAUCGAGCAGGCCUUAAGCGAUCAAACUGAGGCUGUCAUUGUCAAUGCACUAGACUGUUUGGCGAUCCUCUGUAAACGUGGCUUCUUGCGGAAAAGGAUACUGCUUGAAAUGAUAGAACAUGCCUUUCCAUUGUUGUGUUAUCCUAGUCAAUGGGUUAGAAGGUCAGCUGUCACUUUUAUUGCAGCCAGCAGUGAAAGCUUAGGUGCAGUGGAUUCCUAUGUUUUCCUGGCACCAGUUAUACGGCCUUUUCUUCGCAGACAACCUGCUUCCCUAGCUUCUGAGAAGUCUCUACUUUUAUGUUUGAAGCCUCCUGUCUCAAGGCAGGUAUUUUACCAGGUUUUGGAAAAUGCUAGAAGUUCAGACAUGUUGGAGAGACAGAGGAAAAUAUGGUAUAAUUCAUCAGCACAAUCCAAACAAUGGGAAAUCACUGAUGUACUCAAAAGAGAAGAUGGGGAACUAAAUUCAGUAAAGAGUUGGUCUGACAAGAAAGUGAUUUCUGAGACUCAAAAACAUGAUGGUGAUGUGUUCAAGAAACCAGAGGAUGGUGAGGCAAAGUUGAGAGCUAUGGGCUAUAUGAGCAGUGUUUCUAGUAUGGUUGACAUUCGUGAUCCUUUAUGCUCAGAAAAGUUGCAAUUUUCAGGCUACAUGUCUCCACAGAUUGGUGGUGUCAAUAGCUUCAUAUAUGAUAAGUCCUCAGAGGGCAUACCUUUAUACUCUUUUAGCAUGGACAGGCGAGCAGUAAAAAUUCCUCCUGCAGCUUCUGAUUCUUCAUUGCGAAUGAACUCACUUGGAAUUGGUUCAUCUUACAUGCCUUGGAUGGAUCCAGUAAAUAAAUCAUUUAGCUUGGCCAGUUCAGUCCCUGCACCUAAGCUGGUUUCUGGAUCAUUCAGCAUCAGUAAUGGGUCUAAACAGUUCUACAGAGUGGUUCAUGAACCAGAAAGCAGGGAAAAUGAUCAAACAACAUACAUUAACAGUAAAUUUCAGGAGAUGGGAUUAUCUGGUGGAACAAAGGGAAGUUCUUUUGCGGUGGAAGAUGCUUCUGCUCCGACUGAUCUAGCUGGAUUGCCAUCCUUUUCACGGACCACAUCAAUACCAGACUCUGGCUGGAGACCUCGUGGGGUGCUUGUAGCCCAUCUGCAGGAGCACCGUUCUGCUGUCAAUGAUAUUGCAAUUUCAAAUGAUCAUAGCCUGUUUGUGAGUGCAUCUGAUGAUUCAACUGUCAAGGUGUGGGAUUCAAGAAAGUUGGAAAAGGACAUCUCCUUCAGAUCGAGGCUGACAUAUCACCUGGAAGGGAGCCGAGCACUUUGCACUGUAAUGCUUCGUAACUUUCCUCAAGUAGUUGUUGGAGCAUGUGAUGGCUCAAUGCAUGUAUUUUCUGUUGAUCACAUAUCCAGAGGCCUUGGCAGUGUCGUUGAGAAGUAUUCAGGUAUUGCUGAUAUAAAAAAGAAGGAUAUUAAGGAAGGUGCAAUACUUAGCCUUUUGAACUAUACAUCUGAUAACAAUGCUAGUCAGAUUGUUAUGUAUAGUACUCAAAAUUGUGGAAUCCAUCUCUGGGAUAUUAGAGCAAAUGCAAAUGCAUGGACAUUAAAAGCUGUUCCUGAGGAAGGCUAUGUGUCUUCUCUAGUAACAAGCCCGUGUGGGAAUUGGUUUGUCUCAGGAUCUUCUAGGGGUGUGCUUACACUUUGGGAUCUAAGGUUCCUUAUACCUGUGAACUCAUGGCAGUAUUCUCUCGUAUGCCCUAUAGAGAAGAUGUGCCUUUUUGUUACUUCUCCAAAUGUCAGUGUAUCUAAUACAAGACCCAUGAUAUAUGUUGCUGCUGGUUGCAGUGAAGUUUCUCUGUGGAAUGCUGAGAAUGGGAGCUGUCACCAGGUACUGAGGCUGGCAAAUUAUGAUAAUGAUACUGAAAUGUCUGAUACACCAUGGGCCUUGGCCAAACCAUCCAGUAAGGCAAACUUUAAACCAGAUAUAAGGCGUAAUGUCAGUCCAAAGUAUAGAGUUGAUGAGCUAAAUGAUCCUCCUUCCCGUCUUCCUGGUGUCCGUUCAAUGCUUCCUUUGCCUGGAGGUGAUUUGUUGACUGGAGGUACUGACUUGAAGAUACGUCGAUGGGAUCAUUGCAGCCCGGAGCGAAGUUACUGUAUUAGUGGGCCAAAUUUGAAUGGAGUUGGAAAUGAUGAUUUAUUUGAAAUAAGAUCAAGUUUUGGAGUGCAGGUUGUGCAGGAGACAAAAAGAAAACAUCAAACUACCAAGUUGACAGCAAAGGCAGUUCUGGCAGCAGCUGCUACUGAUUCUGCUGGCUGCCAUAGGGAUUCCAUCCUUUCUUUGGCUUCUGUCAAGUUGAACCAAAGACUUUUGAUUUCAAGUGGUAGAGAUGGGGCUAUCAAGGUUUGGAAGUAAAUAACUUAAGCAUACAAGUGCUUUAUUGUACAUAUAAUGUAUUUGUCACGAUUGUAUAUAGCAUAUUAGGACCAGGAAGUCAAAUUCUCAUUUUGAUGCUCAAUUUUAUUCUCAGCAACUUGCUUAUACCCGCUCACCCCUCACUCCAGAAAAAGAAAAGGAAAAACCUCAAGGAUUUGUACAGCUUCAGAAUUUAUUUACUAAUCAGAAAAGCUAUGAUAUCUAGGUGUACAAAUUAUUUCUCCAAAUGCAUAUUUUAUUUUAUCUUCAAA
This is a messenger RNA of Manihot esculenta (cassava), 5015 nucleotides long. Its product is annotated as serine/threonine-protein kinase VPS15. Lineage: Eukaryota; Viridiplantae; Streptophyta; Magnoliopsida; Malpighiales; Euphorbiaceae. The record is from RefSeq and is a predicted model, not a curated record. The transcript is spliced from 12 exons. Bases 112 to 4743 code for a protein of 1543 amino acids. Gene Ontology annotation, cellular component: late endosome; phosphatidylinositol 3-kinase complex, class III, type I; phosphatidylinositol 3-kinase complex, class III, type II. Gene Ontology annotation, biological process: macroautophagy; protein targeting to vacuole; autophagy of peroxisome. Gene Ontology annotation, molecular function: protein serine/threonine kinase activity; ATP binding; protein binding.